This is a messenger RNA of Plasmodium vivax (malaria parasite P. vivax), 1390 nucleotides long. RefSeq names its product 60S ribosomal protein L32, putative. The transcript has 2 exons. The coding region runs from base 795 to 1190 and encodes 131 amino acids. Lineage: Eukaryota; Apicomplexa; Aconoidasida; Haemosporida; Plasmodiidae. Gene Ontology annotation, biological process: translation. The record is from RefSeq and is a predicted model, not a curated record. Gene Ontology annotation, molecular function: structural constituent of ribosome. Gene Ontology annotation, cellular component: ribosome; cytosolic large ribosomal subunit.
AGAAAAAUACAGUUUAAGCAAUGAUGGGCCAUUUUUACAAACACAUAAAUUUCGCUUGAAAAAACAUUUAAGUUAAAAACGUACAGUCCUUCCUCCGUUGGCACAUUUAAAAAAAAAGAAGCCAAUGAGAAGGUUGGCAACAAAAAAAAAGGGGGGGCAUUUUUGAAGAAACAAAAUGCUGCGUCGCAUGACGCGUACAUUCACGAAACUAUAUAAUACUGCAUACGUAAGCAGCGCCUUUGCAGUAUUGCUCUGUACAUCUCUUGUGCCAUGUUUUGCUUUUGUGCCGGCCCCGCAACUAUUAAAAAAAUGUUUACCUGUGAGAAUUGCAGAAGGAUAGCAUAACUCAGUACAACAUAUACGAUGCACUUCGCGCUUAUGCAAUUUUAUUUUCGCAAAACGUAUAUGCUUAUAUGCAUUAUGUAAUAUUAUGCUAUGCACGUAUUGCGCAUAUGGUAACAAAAAUAUUUGGGAAGCUGUUAACAUAGCGAAGGAAAAAAUACCAGCUAAACGCAGAUUUGCAUAUUUUCAACACCCCUCUUAUUUAAAACCGUUUAAACUGUUUAAAUAAUUUAUAGAUAAAAAAAAAAAUAUAUAAUUUUUUAAGGAAAAAAAAAAAAAAAAAAGGAAAGCUAUUUCAAUCCUGCCAUGUAAAUUUAUAUAUGUUUUAUAACGCCGUGCCAGCAACGCUGUAUUAACUUUUGCGUACCUUACUGAUUCGACAUUUCAACGUUUAGUAGUCCUUUUUUUUGCGAAACGCAAUUUAUCCAACUACUUAUACAUAAAAAUCCAAAAUGGCAGUAAAAAAAGUGGGAAAAAUUGUAAAGAAGAGAACGAAGAAGUUCACCCGUUUUCAGUCGAACAGGUUUAUGCGUGUUAAGCCCGCAUGGAGAAAACCAAGAGGUAUUGACUGUCGUGUCAGAAGAAGGUACAAAGGAACGAACUUAAUGCCAAGUAUUGGCUACGGAAGCAACAAAAAAACGAAAUUUUUGCUACCAAAUAAUAAGUACAAAUAUAUAGUAAGGAAUGUGAGAGAAAUGGAACCGUUAAUUAUGAACAACACAAAGUACUGUGUGCAAAUUGCUCAUAAUGUUUCGAGUAAAAAGAGAAGAGAAAUAAUUGAGAGAGCCAAACAAAUGAACGUGUCGGUUAUUAAUGCAAAAGCUAAGUUACAAAAAACGGAAGAGUAAGCCGCAUUUUCGCGCGUUCUGUGCUUAUACGUUAUGUGUAUUAUACCCUGGGCAGAUCGCGCAGUGUUUAUUUUUUUUCCUUUUUGCUUAUUAAUUUUUUUUUUUUUUUCCCACAAAUUUUAAUAUAAUUAUAAAAAUAAACGUCGAAAAGGAAAAGCGGUAAAAGGGUCACCGUUAAAAUAAUAGCUGCAUUACGGUAU